Molecule: messenger RNA, 1946 nt
Organism: Gopherus flavomarginatus (Mexican gopher tortoise)
Lineage: Eukaryota; Metazoa; Chordata; Testudines; Testudinidae
Gene: CPN2
Product: carboxypeptidase N subunit 2
Exons: 2
Coding region: 239-1885 (548 amino acids)
Cellular component (GO): plasma membrane
Molecular function (GO): protein binding
Source: RefSeq, a predicted model, not a curated record
GAGACGCUUCCCACCUUCUGUGGCCCGGUCUCACCCCGCAGAGAGCAGGAGCUAAGAGGCACUUAAACAACCCAGCGCAGCUGGGGGCUUAGUCUGGCUUUAGAAAAGUCAGUUCCUGAUGGCUAGUGUAGGAUAUGACUAUGACAGAAGUUUUGUACAGUAGCAGCUCUGGGCAUCCAACCAGCUGGUGACACCUACACAAGAACCGCCCCUUACCAGACAACUUCCUCAGCGCAGGAUGAUGUUUCCCAGACCCCUGCUGCUGUGUCUCCAGGGCCUGCUGCUGGGCAGGUUUGCCCAGACCUGCCCGCCCCCCUGCCAGUGCUAUGACGGAACAAAGGUGUUCUGCUCUGGGGAGGAGAUCUGGGGCAUCCCCGAGAGCCUUCCGGGCAAUGCCACUCAGCUCUUCUUCGUGGAGACCUCCCUCACCACUGUCAGGAGCGGGGCCUUCAGCAACUGCAGCAGCCUCGCCAGGCUGGUUUUCCUUAACAACCCAAGCCUGGCCCUGGAAGUGGGCGCCUUUGGGGAGCGGUCCAGCCUCGCCGAGCUCGAGGUCUCAGGCAGCAAUUUGUCAGCCCUGAGCAGCGCGGCCUUCAGCAGCCUGCUGGAGCUGCGCAAUCUCUUCCUCACCUUCAGCGCCCUCCGAGCCCUGGAGCCAGGGCUCUUCAACCGCACGCCCAGCCUGGAAGCACUUCACUUGCAAGGGAACCAGAUAGAGACCCUGUCCCCCAUGGUCUUUUCCCCGCUGAGGGAGCUGAGGGUGCUCGACCUGUCUCACAACCCCUUGGCCCAGCUGCCUGACAGGCUGUUUGACCCGCUCGCCCUGCUCCAAGUGCUGAAGCUGAGCAACAUCAGCCUCACCCGCCUCCCGCUCGGCAUCUUCCAGCCCCUGAGGAGCCUCAAAGACCUCUCUCUGGAUAGGAACGUGCUGGCGGAUCUGCCCCCGGGAGCCUUCUCCGGGCUCUCCCACCUGCAGAGACUGGAGCUCAAGCACAAUGCCCUCACAAGCCUGCGCCCCUGCAUCUUCUCCGACCUGUCGAACCUGGAGGUCCUAAACCUGGAGGGCAACCACCUCUCUGCACUCCCUGCCAGCCUGCUCCGCGGCACGCCUAAGCUGGGCCAGCUCUUCGCUGCCUCCAACCGGCUUGAGACCAUCCCUGAGGGGAUCUUCAGCAAUCUGCUCCAGCUGCAGACCAUUGUGCUCUCACACAACCAGCUCACUCACCUGCCCGUGGGGGCCUUCAGAGACCUCUUCAGCCUCACCACGCUGCAGCUGGACCACAACAACCUCACUGCCCUGGCGGGGGAUACCUUCCACAGCCUCCUCAGCCUAGAGGUGCUGGACCUGGCUGGGAACCGCCUGCAGGUGUUGCCUGAGGGGAUCUUUGACUCCAACGACUACCUGUUCGGUGUGGCCCUGAAGGACAACCCCUGGGUGUGCGACUGCCGGCUGGCCUCUCUCUCUGGCUGGAUCCGGAACUGGUCCGCGCCCCUGAACUCUCAGACCUUCUGCACAAGCCCUGACCACCUAAAGGGAUGGGCGCUCCCGGCUUUACCUCAAGAGCAACUGGUGUGUCUGGCUGCUCCGGGCCCGGCAGACUCCUUCUUGUCCUCGGGAGAAGCAGAGACAGCCCGGGCCCCAUGUACCUACGAUGACCCUGAAGGCACCGUGCAGCUCGCCUGUGACACAGCCGCAUGCCACCGGUUAACGGUUCAUCUCCCUCCACAAGGGGACUCGACUGGCCGGGGACUGGCCUACAAUAGCGACUGGGUCUUGAAUUCCAGCUGUGGCACAGUGAGGGUCUGGGUCACCAUCCGUGCAGAGCCAGGAGGGAUGGCAAGGGAGGAAGAGGCUGUUUCUCACAACCCCUAUUCUGAGCCUUAGACCGAAGCUCUCCCCAGUGGGCUGGUGCCAUUAAAAGACACAACCGGAGUGAUGGGUUGUU